Molecule: messenger RNA, 1569 nt
Organism: Anopheles moucheti
Lineage: Eukaryota; Metazoa; Arthropoda; Insecta; Diptera; Culicidae
Product: GPN-loop GTPase 2
Exons: 1
Coding region: 56-967 (303 amino acids)
Cellular component (GO): cytoplasm
Molecular function (GO): GTPase activity
Source: RefSeq, a predicted model, not a curated record
CGCGAUUGUAAACAAACGGUGUGCGGUACGAUUUUCCCACAAACGAGCAGAAAUAAUGCAAACCAGCAUGGCAAAGCUUCGAACCCAAACGCCACUCUAUGGACAGCUCGUUAUAGGACCGCCCGGUGCCGGUAAAACUAGCUACUGCCAUAAAAUGCAAACAUUUCUUGAAAAAAUUGGACGUAAAGCAAUGGUCGUGAAUCUGGACCCUGCCAACGACAACAUGCAGUACACCAGUGCCGUCGACAUAAUGCAGCUGAUCACGGUGCAGGACGCGAUGGAACAGUUUGGGCUUGGGCCAAAUGGAGCGCUCAUCUAUUGCGUGGAGUUCCUGGAGACAAACUUUCAAUGGUUAUUGGAUCAACUGAAAAGUCUCGAUAGCAAUUACUUCAUCUUCGACUGUCCGGGUCAGGUGGAACUUUUCACCCACAACAAUGCGUUGAAGAAUAUUUUCGCCAAGCUAGAACAACUAGGAUACCAUCUCUGCACGGUGCAUUUGGUGGAGUCACAUUACUGCACCGAACCGUACAAAUUCAUUUCGUGCCUAUUGCUUUCCCUGCACACGAUGCUACAAAUGGGAUUACCGCAUGUGAAUGUGCUCAGCAAAGCGGAUCAACUAAAGGAACAAGAUUCGAAGCUUCCGUUCAAUGUGGAAUACUACACAGAAGUGCUGGAUCUUAGCUACCUGCUAGAGUGUAUGGACACGAGCCAGAUGGGGAAAAAAUUCAAACAGCUAAACGAGGCAAUCGUGUCCAUGGUGGAAGAUUACAGUUUGGUGUCGUUCCUGUUGCUCGAUUCGAAGCGCGAGCAGAGCCUGCUGAGACUUAAGAAUGCUAUCGAUAAGGCGAAUGGAUAUGUGUACGGUGCUGGCGAGGAGAAAAACGUCAACACACUGCUGGCGUGUGCCGUUGGUGCUGAGACGGAGUCGGAUCGAAUGGAGCGAGACAUCGAUCCGUACCUAAGCUAAUACAGGCGAUCCGUCGAUAUUAAAAACAAAUACUCUUCCAUUUAUUUGUUCGUUCUCCUGCUUCCGAAAGCAGUCAAUCUGCAGUAGAAUGAUCGUGUAGGGAGAUUUAGACCAAAUUAGGCCGCUUGACUUGUCCGGCAAACAGGAUCGUCCGUUGCUGUCUAUUAACGAUCAUAAAACCAAACGGUCGGUUAGCCAAAAAGCGUGGCGGUGUUGCCUUAUUGGCAAAGACACCGGUCGUUACGGCGGCCGUCAUUGUGCCCUCCUCGUUGACAACUAUUUUGGUUUGCUGUAUAACGCUGCUAAUGUAAAUGGCGUUCAGUUCGGAGAUUUUACCAAAGUUGGCCGCCCCAGAAUCGAAUGCUUCUUUGAUACCCAUCUGAAAAAAUAGCAGAGAUAUUAGAAAGAAAAAAACUUGAAAUCCUUCACAGAGCCUCAAUCCGUCACACACCUGAUUCAAGAUGGGUAUCAAAUUAUAGUCUGAGUUAAACUCGAAUCUUGGCAAAUGCACCUCCACCUCGUCGUCAUCAAAAUCUACCAAGCUACGGUCGAGCUCUUCAAAAACACGAUCAACGCCAUAUUCAGUCAACUUGCGGACAACU